CAGUCAAAGCCCAAAAUUCCAAAAUACUGAACCCACGUAAGCCAGUGAAAAAAUUACAAGACGGUUUUGCCGCUCAAGAAAUGUUGCUGAGGAAGAUCGCCUGCUCCGGAUUUUCCUAACCCUUCGCAGCCACCGUUCUAAUCUGAAUGAGAAAGUGCAACCGCGACCUGGAACCCGUUUCCUUUCUGAUUUGACGCUGCGGAGUGAAGCUAGCGGUCCACGAUGUGUGCCAUUCAUACUAGUACUAGUAGUAGAACGUGAAGGCUACAGAGGGGUCAGUCUGACUCAGUAAGCUUAGUUUAUUGUUGGAAAUAUGCAGUAGGAGAUUGUGAUGGUUUCAUUUCAUCGAGUGCUACAAAUCACGGAUAGUUCCCUUAGCUUUGUAACCACUGAACAAUGAAUAUGCAGUGUGUGCCUGUAAGCAAGACGAGGAUGGGCGCUUUGCCGGGUCUAGCACACCGGGCGAUGUUUCUUCUGAGCAUCGCGGUAUUGCUGCUUAUGCCAUCAGCUACGUGCGCCUGGAGGCUGGAAACACGCUACAUUGCACCGGACUAUGGUAGCACAGACGUGACAACGUGUGGCUUCACUCGACACAUACCCUGCAAUGGAAUUGUAACAAUCAUUGAUGGCGGAUGCAAAGCAAGCCUUACGAACUCCACGCAUUUUGAGCUACGACUACUGCCUGGUCGGUUCGUUAUGCCAAUCUUUGGUGGACCUAAACUGCUGGCAGCCUGCAACAACUUUAGUGUGCUUGCGGACAGUGGAGAACAGGACGUUACUGUUGUUGUCAAUCCGUUUGAGAUUCUCAGCCCUGUGAACGAGACGUAUCAGCCAAACCUGAACAAAGUGGGCAAUCAUAAUGGUGAUGUAUGCGGAUUGAAGGAUGCUGCAAACUUCUUCGGCUCGGCGGCAUUCGCGUUUCUCAACUCCACUGAGGUCCUGCUACAGAAUCUCAUCUUUGAAAUGGCCAGUAGCUACAUUGACCUCUUCAUCACUAUAAACAACGUUGGUCGGUUCAUCAUUGACAAAUGCAAGUUCCUGAAGCUGCCAACACUGAGACAAGCCAUUGGAAUCCUGAACCCUAUCGGGCAGGUUACAAUUCAGAAUUGCACAUUUGAGAAGCUCGAUCAUGCGUCCACACCGGAUAAUGAAUAUGAGUCAUCUUUUAACAACUUACAGAUUCAAGCGGCUGUGUAUGUGUUUCAGACCAUCCCUUCACCGUCAGCAGGUGGCGUUCUAAUUGUGGAGAACAACUUUACAAUAGUGCGCAGCAAGACACCACUGCCGUGGACUUAUGACAGCUGGGAAACCUAUAUAUCGCGCACACAGUUGAAAUCCCUAUGCCGGACAACUGGUCAUGCCACGUUGCUGCGUAUUCGCCUUGAUGCGUAUGCAGCAAACUUGCAGGUGUAUGUGACUGACAACACAUUUGCAGCUCUAGGACCGCGCUACACGGCUCAGAGCAUCGGGUCGGCAAUGGCCGUUGCCGUGAAGUGCAAUGCAAAAGACAACACUGUGGCUAUAUUCGGCAAUUCUUUCCUCAACCAUGUUGGACAGCAGGGAAGUGGUCUGCAGAUCAGCAUCAGUGGGCUAGUUAGGGGCAACAGUGUCAUCCUGUUCCAAGCAACAUUCGAAUCGAAUGGACUGCAGAACUGGACCCAAGAAGGUGGUGCGCUACGGAUCUUUGCGACGGAUUACCAGCUUGAAACGAAUGAAGUAAUCGUUGACACAAUCACCCUGAAGAACAACUCGGCUCUAUUUGGAAGUGCUAUUCACAUUGAACGGCGCUAUGAGGACUAUGAGGGCUGCCCAGUGUGUAUCAAUCCGGACACUGGCUAUCAGUUCUGCUCUCACUUUCCCACCUCCACAUACUAUCCGGAUCCUGAAACGUUCCCAAGAAGGGCAUAUAUAAUGGCCAAUCUUACAAUUGAUGGUUGUGAAGCGGAUCGCGGUGCUUUGCAUGCUAAACAUGUUAUGUUGUACCUUACUGGGACCAGUCUGUUUUCAAACAACCUUGGUGGAGCAAUGUAUCUGAGUGACUCUGUAGUCAAUUUUGCUGGCAACAUCACAUUCUUGCGCAAUGUUGCGCAAGACGGAGGAGCCAUUGCCUUGUACGAUGGCAGUCAGAUUGCGGUGAACACCUCUUCAUACUUUUUCUUCAACCCGAAAUACAAUGUUCUUUUCCGACGCAACUAUGCCUUCAACAAGGGUGGUGCAAUUUACGUCGGACAGAAGAGCUCUACGAUUAACUACAACUCUGUUGUGGAGAACGGCCUAAGUCAGUUGCGGUUCACGUCCAGUUGCUUUAUUCAGACACCGGCACUGUACCUGGCUGAAGACUGCUCAAAUAAAUCAAUGCCAUUUUUCUACUUUGAUCACAACGGUGCGUGCAUCCAAGGACAGGACAUCUUCACGUUCAGCCUUCUUCUCUGCCGCGACUAUGCCAUCUUGCCGGGAGAUAUGCUCGGAUGUCCACUGGCGGCAACUGUUAUGGGUGGAGCUGGCACCGGAACAACUCAGCGUCCAUUAACUGGUUACUACAGGAACGAAAGCUUGACCAUGGCUGGUGGAGUGUCAGGUACAUACGCUCCUGCCAUCUCCACUAGUUCCACGUAUCUAUGGUUCCGUGGUGCCAGCUGCUCAUGCCAGAAAACAAUCAUUGACUCUCAGUACAUCCUUCCAGACUGCCACGAGGAUUCAAUAAAUAGCUUCCUGCGCCGAUCUAUCCAUCUUAACAGCACAGCACAAGUCCUGCUCGAUCAACUGCCCCAGUUUAGGCUGGCACGUCAAGUCGGGAGUACGUUGCCAGAUAUCUCACGACUUCUCUUACCCUGGUCAGGCACGUUUGUCAGAGACGCCGACGCAAAUCUGUUCACGUCCAUUGCACUGACGGACCCCGAUGCCUUGGCACGCAUUGGCCCUGCCGGUGAGCACCUCAUACCAAACCCGUCCAACAUCAUCUUGAUGCCGGCGCCUGGGGAGGAAUUCCACCUGAACUUCUCCUGUGUAGAUCAGCUGCAAGGAGAUGCAAGAACGUCGGCGUAUAUAUCGGUGGAAAGAACAAAAGACACACAUUUUCAGGCAGCAGUUCUUCUACGGCAAAACGGUGACUUCCAGCUUUCCAGCGACGACAAGAUUCCUUUUGUACCCGGGCAGCCUCUGGUCGGCAUCUCUCUAGUCGGAAUGCCAGGCACACGUGGUGAGCUGAGGAUCUAUGCUCCGUCUCUGCUGAUUGACAAGAACAUUGAGCUGCGGAUACCAUUCCAACUAGCUCCGUGUCCGCAUGGCUAUCUCAACCCAACACUCUAUGACCCUAGCCUGCCCGAGAACCGUUCCUACGAAACAGCUGUAGGACUAGCCUCCAGUUCCAGCUCUGGUCUGGUGAAUCGCGAGUGGCUGAAUGGAGCUGACCCUCUGGUGUGUAAUUGUGAUCAAAACAGUGAUGUCAUAGCAAGCUGCAGCAGAGGCAAAGAGAUCUAUGUGAAGUCAAGCCAAUGGGGAGGAAUAGUUCCUUCAAACGAAAUGCCAAGUGAGGUCAAAGCAAAGUACAAGUGUAACAAUACAGAACUUGAUCUGAACCAGACGUCACUGCAAGAUCUUAACAUCAUCUGCAUUCCCGUACCGAAAAGUACCUAUCAACUCCUGAGCGAAGUCAAGGAGGAGAGUUCUUUACUCUAUGGCGAUUGCCUGCGUGAUACCUGCCAAGAUGCAGACUCGGCACAUAAACUAAAAACGACAGGGAUAGCCCACAUCCUGUAUCACAGUCUAGAAGUAUCUACGCCUUGUUCUGGUGACACAGAAGGUUUAGUGUGUGGAAGGUGUCGCAACGGCACUGCAUUGACACCAUACUAUGUGUAUUGUCAAGAUUGCCGCGGAGCCAAGCCGUAUAACGUGCUCAUCACAACGUGUGUGCUAGGCAUAGCACUGUUCUCCGCCGGUAUCUACUUCACGUGGGGCAUGACACCGACACUCGUCUCUCUGCUAUUCUUCUGCCAGUCUAUAGCACUGGUUGUGCAUCGCAGCCCAUAUCUACCUCGUGGACAGGAGUACAUCACACAAACACUCACCCUGGAUCUCAGCUUUGGAAUGUGUUUCGACGAGACGUUCACCGCUCUGGAUCGCCUAUUGUGGGCGUACUUCUCUCCGGCAUACUUCUUGUUUCUGCUACUAGUGUCCUAUUUGCUCAGCAACAUCAAGUAUCUGGUUAAAGUCUUUGCACGGCGCAACUGCAUCCGGAUGUUCUGGCUGGUGAUUCUAAUGUCAUACGGAAGCCUGGCUUCCACCGCUGUCAGGAGCCUGCGUUGCUCAAGAAUCAGUCCACGCAGCACGGCCGAUCAGCUUAUCAAUUCUUCACUUCGCCUCACUGAUGAUGAAGACGUGAUCUGCUGGCAGUCACGGCAUCUGGUUGCGGCCAUCAUUGCAAACUUUCUCGUUGUGCUCAUCCUUCUGCCAACGCCGUUCAUUCUCCCAUUCUUACACAAGUGGCCACGAUUCAAGCCAUUCUCGGACGUAUACAACAGCGUAUAUCGCACAGACCGGCGCAUGUGGAGUGGAGUCGACCUGAUACGUCGCUACGUAUUGGCCAUUGCGGUCAACAUACCGCUAGACCCGGAAACGCAGCACGCCGCCGGAAUGGUCAGCUGCAUCGUGUUCCUGUGCAUGCAGGCGCUGUUCACGCCUUUCGAGAGAGCUGACAACAACACACUGGAGACGAUCCUUCUGUCGGUGCUAUGCAUCAUUGCCAACCUAGCAGCACCCGGGGCAGGCGCUACCAACUACUACUUGAUUCAAGCAUUGUUCUUCGUUACAUUAGGGUCGGUGGGUGUGUACAAAACACAUGCCUACUUACGGGCAAAUAAACUAGUUGUGCAAAGAAGGCUUUACGAGAAAUUUGGCAUUUCCAUUGGUAAUUUCCAAGAAAACCAUGUGGAGAAAGUACAGAAACAUGUGAGACUAGUGUCGGUACUGCGGGAUCCACUUCUUCAAGAUCACCUUGAUGCACCUGAUUGCGAACAAUCCUACUCCCAUGUAAUAUAACCGUAGACCUACAGACAUGCUGUACUUGAUGUGAAAACCACUUACGCCUGUAUUAUAUACUAGUAUUUAGAAUAUCAUGCCCUGGAGAAUGUAGUCCUUCAUUGAUGAUUGAGUGUAAACUAUUGAAUGUACCCUUAUUAACAGUGACUAAUGGGCAGGCAUUUGAUGGAAGCGGUUGAGAAACACAAUGUUGCCAUUGCCAUUGCACUGCUGCACAAGCACACUGUUCUAUCAGCAGCAGCAGCAGCAGCAGCAGCAGCACAGGAGCUGCUGCAUCAUGCUGCUGCUACACUGUGCAGAGUGGUGUGCUUGCGGCAAUCAGACUGUGCAAAUGCAUACACUCAUGCUCUACUCAAUUUGGAUUUCCAAUUACUUUACCUCCUACUGUAUACCGUGAAUAUUACGUACACAUUUUGUGAGAACUAUUAUUCAAAUCUUUAGCAAGAAGAAUUCACUAUCAACUAUCACUAUCAACUCCAA
Sycon ciliatum is the source of this 5517-nucleotide messenger RNA. RefSeq lists its product as uncharacterized. Bases 397 to 5037 code for a protein of 1546 amino acids. The record is from RefSeq and is a predicted model, not a curated record. The transcript has 19 exons. Lineage: Eukaryota; Metazoa; Porifera; Calcarea; Leucosolenida; Sycettidae.